AUGCCAAGAGUAUCCAUUGAUCCUGCCGCCACAAACGUGGAAUCUGUUCCUGACACCCCUGCUGCUGACACCUCUGCUGAUGAGAAUCAUAAUGAAGAAAUUGUCAACGAAGAGGAACAGGAACAUGUGGCUGAAGUCCCAUCUGUCAACGGUGAAGAUUUCGCGGACGACAUCGGUUGUCCUGAAAACGAUGACGAUGCUGGUUUUGAAGAUGAGGAGGCUCCGACCACGGACGCGGUCGCUGGAGACAACCAGACUCACAACAAUUCGGAAGAGCCCGAAUCACUGAAGGGAAAAAGUAAGCUUGAGCCGGAACACGUGGAAGAACCUCCGAAGAAAAAAGAGAAGAGAGUGAAGCUGGAGCCGGAUGUCAAAAUUGAAGAGACUGAACUAGAGUACUUCACAAAAAUGCCGCAACAUCAUAGCGUUUCCCUCAAGGAACGCUUCAAAAUUGUGGAUCCGCGGACACUUGUUCGCAGUGAAGAUGUGAUCUUCACUCGUCGAAAG
This is a messenger RNA of Cylicostephanus goldi, 507 nucleotides long. The record is from the annotation of a GenBank genome assembly. NCBI's taxonomy places the organism in Eukaryota, Metazoa, Nematoda, Chromadorea, Rhabditida, Strongylidae.